AUGACGGCCGGAACGGUUGAUAUUAGCUCAGUCGUUGGUGAAACUGAAGAUGAAUUAGUCCAGAAACUGGAAGAAUUAAACAGGUGCCUAAGUGCAGAUUCUAAAGCUGUUAUAUCGUGUUCUUCAAGUGACAAACCCUGUCGCUCCGCUUCAAAGACUAGUUUGACGUCAUCUCUCUCAGAUGGCAGUUUUUUAAGCACCCCAUGUCACGAUGGUGGAAGUACCAGCAAUCUCUCUGGCUGUUCUGAGAAGAAGCACACCAGAUGGGCUUCCUUCUCCAACGCCUUUCCCAGUUUCCUCAACACCGGUUCAAAUUCUGUCCCACCAUCUACGAUGUCUCUUUGCCAACAAUGGAACACCGUUAUCAGUAACUGGGAUCAAUAUUCCAAAAAGAAGUCAUUUAUUAUAGAUUUAAUCCGCAUGGGUAUUCCUGACCAGUUUCGUUCUACGAUCUGGCAACUCCAAACCGGGGCAUAUGAUUCCUUACUGAAACAGGCCUACCACAAGUACCUGCGUGAUGUCUCGCCCUAUGAACGUGCCAUCAAACGUGACAUUUCUCGAACAUACCCUAAACACGACUUCUUCAAAGAUAAGUUCUUUGUUUGCCACGGGAACCGAGGCCCUUCCAUCGUCCCCUGGAUCCUCGGCUUGAUUGGUCGCGGAGAACGCGCGUCAAAUACGAAUGCUUGGGGUUUUCCUUUGAGCUAUUGGGGUCUGAUCACUCUCUCGGCUCCCAGUCGAUGCCUUUCAUCGUUACUAACGGACUUCGUGACCCACCAAUGCGGUGUUUUCCUGCAACCGUGGUCAUCUGUUGCCUCGCGUGCGCACUCUUUCCACUUGUCUUGUGAUUUGGGAAGUGGCGGUCAACAGAGCCUAUUCAACGUGAUGAAGGCGUACUCUCUGCACGACCGUGAGGUCGGCUACUGCCAGGGCUCCGGGUUCAUAGUGGGUCUUCUCCUGAUGCAGGUAGGUCGUGUCUAUCAGCCAGAAGUGCUCAUCUCCAAUUUGGAGCUGUGCUAUGCAAGUCUUUGA
Messenger RNA from Mesocestoides corti, 1032 nucleotides. Lineage: Eukaryota; Metazoa; Platyhelminthes; Cestoda; Cyclophyllidea; Mesocestoididae. The record is from the annotation of a GenBank genome assembly.